Messenger RNA from Fibroporia radiculosa, 1302 nucleotides. RefSeq lists its product as uncharacterized. The transcript has a single exon. The coding region runs from base 1 to 1302 and encodes 433 amino acids. The record is from RefSeq and is a predicted model, not a curated record. NCBI's taxonomy places the organism in Eukaryota, Fungi, Basidiomycota, Agaricomycetes, Polyporales, Fibroporiaceae.
AUGGAUCCUGCAGGCCUGCCUACGUCCAACCAUCCGCAAUCACAAGCUGUACAGAACGAUGGUCCUGCUGUUCCUCACGGUGAGAGUCGAUGGGUCAAGAGGCCACCUUUGAGGCGUACACCAAAGUUUCGCAGAAUUCCAGGCUUCUCUGACGAUGACAGCGACGACUCGGAUGAUGACAGCGAUAGCAUAUUUUCUUCCAGCGUUGUCUUUCCCUUGAGUCAACACAUCAUAGGCUCUGACGACCCUGACAGCUCCUCCGAUUCGGACGAAGACGACGACCUCGCUCAGGCGAUCCGGUGUGCGCCCGUACGCGUGGAGUUACGACCAGGUACUGCAAGUACGUUCGGACUACCGAGUUUACGUCCCCCAUCACCAUUACCUUUGCCUACUUCUCCACCCUGCGCGACAACAGAAGAAGUCGAUAUCUUCUCUAUACCUCCCUCGUACCAUGGUUUCUCUUAUAAUGCCCUGGCUUUAGUCAGAAAGGUCUGGAAUACCCGCUGCCGCCAGUUUUCGCACUGCCCCACGGAGAGUGACCCCGUCAAACCUAACGCUCAUACAAGUUAUGCUGGACUAUUCCCACCAACAUGUUCCCCAACGCGUGGUUUUUUCCAUUCGACAGAUACUCCCAGCAACGACUAUCGCCAGAUCCCACCAUUCCCGCGUGUGGCCUCGUCUAAUCCAAACGUACCCAUUUACCCUCGCAUCGGUGAUAUUUCCAGCUUGCGCGACGACGAUCCUGCCGCCUUGGACCGUGUUUUCUGUCACUUUCCUCUGUAUACCAUACGCAAGACUCUGUAUCUCCACGAUGUCCAACAGCAAGGACAAGGCGAUACCCAUAAUCUCCACUUGCCCUAUUCGGAUUCAUCUACCGGGAGUGACGACGAGCAGACGUUGGUCGGGGAAGAACCGUCUUGCAAGCGUGUCAACGACAAUUUCAGCGCAAAUGUCGUAUCCGACUCGAUGUUCUUGCCACUGACGGCGCGUCGGUGGCAAUAUGACUGGCUGCUGCGCUGGCAAACACACAUGGAUCCGUCUAGUCAAGAAUAUCCCCCCUCCCCAUCGCUUGUUCUUGAUAUCUCGGAGACCCAAACGUACCCAUUCGGGGAAGAAGUGGACGAUUUGGCCGACUUCGAGCGACUGGACAUGUAUGACCAACCUGAGCGACCUACAUCUCCCAAAUUCUUCUUCGCGAGCGAAGAGGACGAUGAAGCUGCUGACGAUUUGUAUGUAUCCUUACCCCAUCCGCCCAGCGAGGGCCUCUUUUCUUCCUGUCACAUGGCGGCGAUUGCGACAUAG